CCAACAGCUGUAGCAACACCAAUUGUUGCUGAUUUUUCUUUUUCUUUUCGUCUGUCGGCUUGUUUCCUGGAAUUGUACAAUUUUAAGGAUUUUUCACCAUGGCGCACAUGUCCCACAUGCUCCAGCAGCCGUCGGCAUCGACGCCAUCGAAUGUGGGCUCCAGCUCCUCGCGCACAAUGUCCCUGAUGGAGAAACAGAAGUACAUCGAGGACUAUGACUUUCCCUACUGCGAUGAGAGCAACAAAUACGAGAAGGUGGCCAAAAUUGGGCAGGGUACCUUUGGAGAGGUUUUCAAGGCUCGCGAGAAGAAGGGCAACAAGAAGUUCGUGGCCAUGAAGAAGGUGCUGAUGGACAACGAAAAAGAGGGCUUUCCCAUCACGGCCCUGCGAGAAAUCCGCAUCCUACAGCUGUUGAAGCACGAGAACGUGGUGAAUCUGAUCGAGAUCUGCCGCACCAAGGCCACAGCCACAAAUGGCUAUAGAUCAACCUUCUAUUUGGUCUUUGAUUUCUGCGAGCACGACUUGGCCGGUCUUCUAUCCAACAUGAAUGUUAAGUUCAGUCUGGGAGAGAUCAAAAAGGUUAUGCAGCAGCUGCUCAAUGGUUUGUAUUACAUACACAGCAACAAGAUCCUGCAUCGUGACAUGAAGGCCGCCAAUGUGCUGAUUACUAAGCAUGGAAUCCUGAAACUCGCCGAUUUCGGUCUGGCCCGCGCCUUUAGCAUUCCAAAGAACGAGAGCAAGAAUCGUUAUACCAAUCGUGUGGUCACUUUGUGGUACCGUCCGCCAGAGCUACUGCUAGGCGAUCGCAACUAUGGACCGCCCGUGGACAUGUGGGGCGCUGGUUGCAUCAUGGCCGAGAUGUGGACCCGAUCGCCCAUUAUGCAGGGCAACACGGAGCAGCAGCAGUUGACCUUCAUCUCCCAGCUGUGUGGCUCGUUUACGCCGGAUGUGUGGCCCGGUGUGGAGGAGCUAGAGCUAUACAAAUCUAUUGAGCUGCCAAAGAACCAGAAACGUCGCGUUAAGGAGCGACUGCGUCCCUAUGUAAAGGAUCAAACCGGUUGUGAUCUGCUGGACAAGCUUCUGACCCUUGAUCCCAAGAAACGCAUCGAUGCGGAUACGGCACUCAAUCACGACUUCUUCUGGACGGAUCCCAUGCCCAGCGAUCUCAGCAAAAUGCUGUCGCAGCAUUUGCAGAGCAUGUUCGAGUAUUUGGCACAGCCACGCCGCAGCAACCAGAUGCGCAACUAUCACCAGCAACUGACCACCAUGAACCAGAAGCCCCAGGACAACAGCAUGAUUGACCGAGUCUGGUAGACUGUUAGAGGUGUACGCACCCAUAUAUAACCUAUAAGUUUCUCACUUUCAUCUAGCGUAGGAAUUAUAUAUAAGACUAUAAAGUGUUUUAUAAAAAACGUUUGGAUGUGCGUUAGCGCUUGCCAUAAAAACCCUUCAACAAUUA
Molecule: messenger RNA, 1458 nt
Organism: Drosophila ficusphila
Lineage: Eukaryota; Metazoa; Arthropoda; Insecta; Diptera; Drosophilidae
Gene: Cdk9
Product: cyclin-dependent kinase 9
Exons: 4
Coding region: 99-1313 (404 amino acids)
Biological process (GO): protein phosphorylation
Cellular component (GO): nucleus
Molecular function (GO): cyclin-dependent protein serine/threonine kinase activity; ATP binding
Source: RefSeq, a predicted model, not a curated record